Molecule: messenger RNA, 1788 nt
Organism: Laccaria bicolor S238N-H82
Lineage: Eukaryota; Fungi; Basidiomycota; Agaricomycetes; Agaricales; Hydnangiaceae
Exons: 16
Coding region: 1-1788 (595 amino acids)
Biological process (GO): mitochondrial electron transport, NADH to ubiquinone; transmembrane transport
Molecular function (GO): NAD binding; NADH dehydrogenase (ubiquinone) activity; quinone binding
Source: RefSeq, a predicted model, not a curated record
AUGUCUUCCGUGCUACUGCGCUCGUUGGCGCGAACAACGACGAGGACGACGCCUGCGUCGCGGCUUUUACGCAGGAAUAUAUGUGCAACCCCCGUUGCUCGGCGGGCUGCUGAACCGUCUCUUGAGGAGGGGGCAAAAACUGCUUUCGACUAUCAUACCGUGGAGGAUUUGCAGCAUUUGGACGCUUCGGAAAUCUUGCCAACGCCAGGAAGUAAAGAGGAUGCGAAAAUGAGGCAUUUCACAGUUAACUUCGGUCCUCAGCAUCCAGCUGCUCACGGUGUGCUGCGUAUGAUUCUGGAACUCAAUGGAGAAGAGAUUCUGCGAGCGGACCCACACAUCGGUCUGCUUCAUCGCGGUACAGAGAAACUUAUUGAAUACAAGACGUACAUCCAAGCCCUACCCUACUUUGACCGUCUCGACUACGUUUCAAUGAUGACGAACGAGCUCUGCUACUCGCUAGCGGUAGAAAAGCUUCUGAACAUCGAGGUGCCUGCCUGUGCCCAAUGGAUCCGAGUUCUUUUUGGGGAAAUAACACGAAUUCUUAACCAUCUCAUGGCCAUCCUCACACACGUCAUGGACGUCGGUGGUCUUACCCCUUCCUCUGGGGCUUCGAAGACCUUCGACCUCCCCCACGGGCUCCUUGACGACAUCUUCAAAUGGGGAACCCAAUUCAGCAGUAGGGUUGACGAGAUUGAGGAGGUCGUCACGGGCAACCGUAUUUGGAAAGAGCGGACGAUUGGGAUUGGACCUGUCACUGCCAAGCAGGCAUUGGAUCAUAGUUUCAGUGGGGUUAUGCUGCGUGGUAGUGGGGUUGCGUGGGAUUUGAGGAAGGUGGCUCCGUACGACAAGUACGAUGAGGUUGAGUUCGACAUUCCUGUAGGCAAGAACGGUGACUGCUAUGACCGCUACUUGUGCCGUGUCCAGGAGAUGCGAGAGAGCUUGCGGAUCAUUAGCCAGGCGCUCAACAAGAUUACCCCUGGUGCUGUGAAGGUCGACGACCACAAGCUUGUGCCUCCACCCCGUGCUAUGAUGAAAGAGAGCAUGGAGUCGCUCAUCCAUCAUUUCAAAAUCUUCAGUGAAGGGUACUCUGUACCCCCAGGCGAGACUUACAGCGCUAUCGAGGCCCCCAAGGGGGCGAUGGGCGUCUACCUCGUUUCCGACGGCUCCAACCGCCCAUACAGGUGUAGUAUACGCGCCCCUGGGUUCGCUCAUCUUGCUGGUUCAUAUUUCAUGAUGAGACAUGUCAGCCAUUUCUUCACUUGUUUGGUAACUCUAGGAGUGUCUCCCACCUGCAUCAACCGCGACCUUCCCUGGUGCCUGCUUGUUCUCUGUCAUGCUGGAAGAUCUGAAUGCUGGUCGUACGGGAAGAAGUGGGCCGCAACGCUUGUGGUAUCAUCAUUCACGUUCAUCAGUCCCGUUUCCUCGUCCAUGGUCGCCCCAGCGACAGAGCAGAUCGCAACUCAGUUUGGAAUGACGAGCGAGGUGCUCAGUGCGAUGACGGUGUCUAUUUUUGUUUUGGGAUGCGCCGUUGGUCCCUUGGUCGGUGGAGGUGUCCGUGGUGACGUCUGGCGUGCGGAAGAAAGAGAGAGAGCGAUCGCUAUCUAUUCUCUCGCGCCUCUAUUAGGACCUGUCGUUGGCCCUGUAUGCGGUGGUUGGAUCGCGGAACGGUCUACGUGGCGUUGGAUGUUUUGGGCAACAAGUGUCGCGGACGCCGUUGUCCAAAUAUCUGGUUUCUUCUUUUUGCAAGAAACCUACGCUCCAUUGCUUCUCAUGAGGAGCCUUCGAUAA